AUGGACAUUGAAAAAAAGAGAGAGUGGGUUUUAUGCCCAUCUAAGAGCUUCCCGGGAUAUUUCUAUUAUUUUAAUGUCCUCAAUGGUGCAACCUUUUGGCGUUUCAAUGAUUUACAGUUUCAGAAAAAGAACUUGGAUAAGGAUAUUCCCAAAGUGGACACCACACACAACUAUCCAGAACCCAGUAAUCCACCAAAGAAUGAUGUUCAAUGUCUAAGUAGCAACAUCAAUGUUGAUAGUACAAAUGAAUGUUUUCCAACCUCAUGUAGGGAUAACACAGCGCCAAGUAAUAUUUCAAAUGUCAACUCCUGGACAAAUAGAAAAGAUGCCCAAACGAAUAAAAUUUCCAAUAAAGAACUACCCACAUUCGGAAAUACUAAUCUUUAUAGCUCAAUUCCUAAGCCUAUUGCUACCCCGAACUGGGUGUUUGGAGAAGUAUCGUCGAUCGGAUGUAGAUAUGAUAAUUCUUGCAAUUUGACAGAUCCUUUUGCUAAUCUUUACAUAGACAGAGGCUCAGUAGACAAUUUCAAAUCCUAUAAAAAAAGAAAUUUGCAAAAGAAUGUUAGCCCUAGUAAAAAAAAUAAACAUACAAAUUAUUUCCUACCUUGUGAUUUACAGAGCACAAAACCUAAUAUAGAUCAAAGAUCUCUGCAAAUUAAUGCAAGUGGAACAAACUCCUUAGUGCUGGAAAAUGAUAAAAAUAUAUGCAUUAAAAUAAUGAUACAGGGUUCAACACAUAAGGCCGAUACUACUCAAACUCAGACGUCUAUGACAAAUGUUUUCAGAAAUGCCAAUGAACACACUAACAUUUUCAACGAUACAAAGUACCAAAAUUCUAUUUUUUCCACUCCCAAGGAUAUUCUCCCAUGUCCUAGAUCAAAUCCAAUCCCAUCAUCUAAUUCCUCAUUAGAGUCUAAAAUAUUAAAUUCAGUACCGAGUACCUUUAAACCCAGCUUUCAAUCUGCAUUUAAAACAAAUACUUAUAGCAAUAAAUGGGAUCCUAGAACCUUAAACAAAUGGGGCUUUACUCAUGGACCUCGCUGUACCAAUGCCAAAAUACAUAAAGCUUACAGCUCAAAGAACAAUACCGACAAUUUUGAAACGGUAUCUAUGGAUAUUGAGAACUCUACAAUUGACAAUAAUAUCCAGGGCGAAAAUGUAAUCUUACAGAAAACUAAAGAAGUGCCACCAAAAGGCUAUGCAACAACAGAUACAUAUGACAUUCUACCCCGAUAUAAUGAGCAUAGGGCUAUUUUUAAUCCACUCAAUAGAAAUGUAGAAAAAACUAGACAAAAUUGUCAAACUGUAGAUAAAGGCAAAUUAGAAAAAUGUGAAAAUUUUUAUAGACAGAAGCAUUCAGACACUUCUGAAAGGAGAACACAGAACAACAAAAGUAUUCACGCAGUCAAUAGUGGUCAAACAAUUAGAACCUUUAAUGUUAAUCAACAUUUUGAAAAUGGACCAACACAAGAAGGUGGCAUAAAAGGACAUAAUAUAUUGACAGAUUUAGAAAAUGGGUUUCCUAAACCAUCAAGUGUUUUUAAUGAUAAUAUUGACAUUGCACCUAAAGAGGGUAACAAUAAUGCAGAAAAAGAAAACAAUAAAAGAUGUGGACAAUUUGUAUGUAAUGCAUAUAAUGAAAUUAUUGUUAUCGAAGAUAAAAGUGUGAAAUAUAAAGAUUUAGAGAAAAGUGAUUUAAGAUUUGUUCUGGAAGCAAAAAAGCUGAAUGAAAAAGGUCAAUCAAAAACACCAAUUGAAAACAAAAUAAAGAAACGUGUUACAUUUUGUUUGGACCAAGAAUCUGACUCCGAAUAUGAUGAGAGGGAAAUACAUUUUAAAUCUGGCAACAACCUAUAUUUGAAUAAGUAUAAGCUAAUCGAAAUAAAAUUUAAAAAUGACAGAAUAUUCAAAUCAGUUGAUUAUAAACCUAAUGGGGAUGGAAAUAAGGACCAAUUAUACAAAAGCUCAGACAGUUCUCAAAGAAGCGAAAUUGACAUAUUGAAUGAAUGUAGACUGAAAAAAACUGAACCAAUCAAAAAAAGUGUUCCGAAUUUAAAUGCUCAAAAUUUGAAUUCAGAACGUGGACAGAUAACGCAAGCUAAUGAAGACUAUACGAUAGACAAUUUUUUAAAAACAUUUGAUAUCAAUAACCCUGAAAUCGAGGAAAGAGUUAAAUUGCGCUUCGAUGAAUGGGUGUGCUGUUUUGUACAGAUAAUGCAAGACUUCUUUGAAGAGGUUUUACAGCACGAAUCUGCAGCAACAAAUCCACCAGGGCCAUGGUCCUUUGACGAAAUACUGUCUUGUAUUGACGACAUUUUUAAGGGAAAUGUAAGCAUAUUCGUGGACAAAAUUCUCGAGUACUACCGAACCAUAAUAUUCCGAUAUCAUGCAGCCCGGAACAAUGUUAAUCCCAACUGUGUUACGAAAAUGAUCGGUUCUGGACUACUAUUUCUCGAACAAUUCAAGAUAAUUUCACCUAACUAUAAUACCGAGGCGAGUACAAAACUAUCGGAACUAUUACACUGUAUAUAUCAUCCAGAAUCUGAAAGUGAAUUUGAGAGUUUGGACAUCCCCACACAAACUCAGGACUAUGGAGAUAGUCCAACAAGACCCAAAAUGCAUAGGAAGCGUGAAGACAUUUUGGAUUAUCUAAAGAAUCACUUCGAAACUUGGCGAGAUUGCACUAUCCAAGAUAUCGAGGAUAACAACACCAAUGUUAUCAGAACUUUUGGCCGAUGCCUAAACAGUUUGAUAAUUGACAAGAACAACAACAUGUCAUUUCAGAACGGUUGCGUUCAGAAUGAACGACGUCAAUUGUCAAGUGACAGUGAUAGCUCGAGUGACAGCAGCACGUCAGAUUCGUCGGACAGCAGUUCAAGCAGUUCGAGUGAUGGAAAGGAGAUCAACGAGAAGGAUUUGCCGAACGUCUAUGGCUAUAUUCAGUACUUUUUGAGUUAUAUAUAUCGAGUUUUGAAUGCAUUUUAUAUGUUCGUUUCAGAAUCAACGCACCGCGUUCGCCAGAACUCAGAAGACGAACUCUUGCGCAGCGAGGUCGAUGAAAAACUACAAUAUAUUAACUAUUUUAUAGACAACUUGAAGAUGAUAAUAGAUCGUGAAUCGAAAGGACCGGACUUAAAGGCAUUGUUGGCAAAAUAUGAGGCGGCGUUGAAGGAUCCCCAAAUUGUAAAUUACAAAAGUUUAGUAGGAGAAUGCAUGGAGCAAGCAGAGUUAUUCAAGAAGGUGUUGAAAAUAAUCUCGAAAAUUCUAAACGACUCCGACUCGAGUGUUAGUACGUUUCGGGAAAUCAAGAAGUUUUAG
Molecule: messenger RNA, 3318 nt
Organism: Leptosia nina
Lineage: Eukaryota; Metazoa; Arthropoda; Insecta; Lepidoptera; Pieridae
Source: the annotation of a GenBank genome assembly